Messenger RNA from Heterocephalus glaber (naked mole-rat), 7978 nucleotides. RefSeq names its product LMBR1 domain containing 2 (gene Lmbrd2). Gene Ontology annotation, cellular component: membrane. Gene Ontology annotation, biological process: adrenergic receptor signaling pathway. The record is from RefSeq and is a predicted model, not a curated record. Lineage: Eukaryota; Metazoa; Chordata; Mammalia; Rodentia; Bathyergidae.
AGCACACGGGGUAGGCGGGGAGGCGGAAGUGGGCGGAGCUCCCAUUGACUGGGAAAUGUCAGCUGCUUGACUGGACAGAUUGCCCUUUCUCGGGAGCCUGGAGGCCUUCUGGUGACCCCCGAGUGUGGGUCUCAGACCCUGGACGGCUGUGGCGGACGCGAAGCUUCCCGGUCCCUUCCAGACGCUGUCUGGCGAGAUCGGACGGUGAGCCCGAGGGGGGCGCGUGUGAGGCGCGUUGGGGUCUGGGGUCCUGGCCGAGCGCUGACGGAGAUAGAAGGGAGCCCAGGAGAGAGAGCGGCCGCCGCCUCGAGGCCCACCCUGGCCUCUUCCCUCCGCCUAGGUGAGAGGCUGCAGGCCUGGAGGAUCACACCUGCUAGUCUCUUUGCCAUAAAGCGUCUUCCACUGGGGAGAGGCCGCCCUUAGGACUGCGUCGGUGGACAGGAUCCUUCCCACAUCUGUAAAAUAGGAACGAAGACGACGCACAUCUCACAGGCUUGAAGUGAGGAUCAAAUGAGAUGAUGAGUGUGAAAGUCUGUUGAGAAGUAAAGCGCAGUUCACAGGAGAAGCGGUGGUUUAAUUUUAGAGGAGCUGGAGACCGCAGUGGUUCCUGCGUGCUGUAGGAAAGCUGCGUUUCUUCUUGCAGCCUGGACAAGCCUCGUACACGCUAAGCAAGGGAGUAAAUAAGAUGACGAUAUGUUUUCAAAGGGCUUUACCUGCAAGCAAGAGGCCACCAGCAAUGCCAUUUGGAUAUACUAGCUCAAGCGAUUUCGUCCGUUUUCCUGGCCCCCUAAAAGCACGCUGCAUUUAGCUUAUCUCUGAUUGGAAGAGGUUGGGGGCGCUUAGGGUAGGGAGCAUGCCAUAUUCCAGGCACAGAUGACCCCCCGAAAUCCACUGUGCAAAGUAUACUAAAACUGUGACCCUGGAAAAACAGUGGGAGAGGGAAGGAGGUUGAAUUCUAACCCUAAUAGAAACGAAGAAGACUUAAUAAAGUUCAGAAAUAAGCAAGUCUGUUUCAUCACAAGCAUAUUAGAAUAUUAAUUCAGUAUGCUUUAUGAUACGCUUGUGUUUCUUUGAAAACAAACUAAAUUCGCUUUACACUCCCUUGCCCAGUGAAUAGAUAUGGUUCAAAACUGUACAUGAAUAACUUCAGUUACUCAGAGUAAACAUUCAAUAAUGAGUAGUGCAGCUUUGGGACUCGAGAUUGUUUUUGUCUUUUUUCUGGCUUUAUUUCUACUUCAUCGAUACGGAGACUUCAAGAAACAGCAUAGACUUGUAAUUGUUGGAACACUGCUUGCUUGGUAUCUCUGCUUUCUUAUCGUCUUCAUACUGCCUCUGGAUGUUAGUACGACGAUUUACAACCGGUGCAGGCAUGCUGCUGCAAAUUCAAGCCCUCCAGAGAGUAGCAACAGCACAGGAUCAUAUGGAAUUAUUUCCCCUGUUCCAAGACAACAUCCAUGUUUUAAGCCAUGGAGUUACAUUCCUGAUGGAAUCAUGCCAAUUUUCUGGAGGGUAGUAUAUUGGACAUCACAAUUUUUAACAUGGAUUCUGUUACCUUUUAUGCAGUCAUAUGCAAGAUCUGGAGGGUUUUCCAUCACUGGAAAGAUAAAAACUGCACUGAUUGAAAAUGCAAUCUACUAUGGCACCUAUUUGCUAAUUUUUGGAGCAUUUUUAAUUUAUGUAGCUGUAAACCCACGUUUGCAUUUAGAAUGGAACCAACUGCAGACAAUUGGUAUAGCUGCUGCUAAUACGUGGGGUCUGUUUCUUCUUGUGUUAUUGUUGGGGUAUGGCUUGGUGGAAAUUCCUCGGUCAUACUGGAAUGGAGCGAAAAGAGGUUAUCUACUAAUGAAGACUUAUUUUAAGGCAGCCAAACUGAUGACAGAGAAAGCGGAUGCAGAAGAGAAUUUAGAAGAUGUUAUGGAGGAAGUUCGUAAAGUGAAUGAAAGCAUCAAGUAUAACCACCCACUGAGAAAGUGUGUUGACACAAUACUCAAAAAGUGCCCUAUAGAGUAUCAGGAAAAAAUGGGAAGGAACAUGGAUGAUUAUGAAGAUUUUGAUGAAAAGCGUAAUACUUAUCCAAGUGAAAAAAGUCUGGUAAAAUUGCAUAAACAGGUGAUUUAUUCAGUUCAGAGGCACCAUCGAACUCAAGUACAAUGGCAAAUUCUUUUGGAACAAGCAUUUUAUCUAGAAGACGUAGCAAAAAAUGAAACCAGUGCCACCCGUCAGUUUGUUUACACCUUUCAGCCCCCAGAGCCAGAAAAUCGAUUUAUCCAAUAUUUUUAUAAUCCUAAAGUUGAAUGGUACUGGGAAUGUCUUUUACGACCAUGGUUUUACAGGAUUCUUGCUGUGGUUUUGUCCAUCUUUUCCGUGAUUGUUGUGUGGUCAGAGUGCACGUUCUUUAGCACAACUCCUGUCUUAUCCCUCUUUGCAGUCUUCAUACAGCUGGCAGAAAAAACGUACAAUUAUAUUUAUAUUGAGAUUGCUUGCUUCCUUUCCAUCUUCUUCCUCAGUAUUUGUGUUUAUUCUACUGUAUUCAGGAUUCGUGUAUUUAACUAUUAUUACUUGGCUUCACAUCACCAGACUGAUGCUUACAGUCUACUUUUCAGUGGCAUGUUAUUUUGCCGUUUGACUCCUCCUUUAUGUCUUAAUUUCUUGGGUUUGACCCAUAUGGAUUCUUCCAUCUCUCACCAGAAUACUCAACCAACUGCUUAUACAUCUAUUAUGGGUUCCAUGAAAGUUUUAUCCUUUAUUGCAGAUGGAUUCUACAUAUAUUAUCCUAUGUUAGUGGUAAUUCUCUGCAUUGCUACUUAUUUUAGUUUGGGAACCCGUUGUUUGAAUCUGCUUGGUUUCCAGCAGUUUAUGGGAGAUAAUGAUAUGACAUCAGACUUAAUUGAUGAAGGAAAAGAACUAAUCAAACGAGAGAAGAGAAAAAGGCAAAGGCAAGAAGAAGGUGAAAAUCGAAGAAGAGAAUGGAAAGAACGUUAUGGACACAAUAGAGAAGAUUCCACUAGGAAUAGAAAUGUUCAUUCUGAUCCAAAAGAGUCAAAUUUCUCAGCUAGUAAUACCACUUGGUCAUCCAAAUAUACCAGGGCUAAUAAUAGGACUGAAAGGGACCGAAUAGAACUUCUCCAAGAUGCAGAACCUUUGGAUUUUAAUGCAGAAACAUUCAAUGAUGAUCCUCUUGAAUCUGAAUCAGGAAGGUAUCAGCCUGGAGGACGAUAUCUCUCAAUGUCUUCCAGUAUAAUAUUUGAAGAUAUCUAAAGUCUCAAAAAGUUUAUGAAACAACUAAACAAGGUCAACACAUCACAUCAGUUCAGUUUUUAUGCACAUCUAUGUGCCCCAGAAUUUCUUGCCUACUCUCAAUAAAAAUGUCAGUAUAACAAAAAAGGCACCAUGAGUUAAUUACAGCUUAGUUUAUUAAACAGUAUUUUAUUUUCUAAUAAGAUUUAUUACACACCAUUCCCUAAGUGUCUGCCUUCUAAGUACAGUUACAGUGGAAGGAUUUCAUUCAUGAUAAAGAUCAGUGUAUGUUGAGAACAUAUACUUUAGUUUCAUGUGAAUUUUUUUCAGGAGAGUUAUUUAAAGGUUCAAGGAAGUUCAUAAGUCAUAGGUUCAUAAGUCAUACUAAAUAUCAUACAUUUUAUUACUGUGAUUUACAGUUUUGCUGUUUCUAAAAAAUAUGUUCAACCUAUAUUUCCCAAAGAAAUAUAAGCGAAUGGAGACCUCAAAUAAUAACCAUAUUCACAAACCCCUGUCUUAAAACAAAACUUACUAGACAUAUCUGAAUGUAAAAAGUUCUUUUUCAAAUCUGUAUGCAAAUUUGUGGGGUAUUUUGCAUGAAUAAUUAGGAUUAUAUUUCAACUAAUAGUGUUAAUGUCUUUAGCAUGUAUAUGAUGAUCAGAUUUUUUCAAUCUUUUUAGUAACUGGAUUUAAAAAAUGCUGUGGUAUUGCUUUAAAAAAGAUUUUCAUUUCAGAGGGAAAUAAUCACUUUCAGCAUUUAGCAUAUUGUUUUUUUUUAGCAUAUUGAUUUAAGUAUUGAUCAUUCCAUUCAAGGGAAAAUCUUAAAUAUUAAUGAUAAAUAGAUUUUUUCAUAGCCAAAGAGUUCUGCAGAAUUGUCCUUUUAAAGGUUCUUGUUUACACUUUUUGAAAAGAAAAUGUGGCUAUUCAAAGAUAAAACAUGUCUAUUUACUACUCAAAUUGUGCUUUAUAGAAAAUAGAAAACUGUAUGAGAACAGAAAUGUAUAAUAAUAACUUGUUGGUUAAAUGUGCUUAUUAUUUCAACUUGAUUGUUUUAAUCUUUGUGCUUAAGCCACAGUUAGGUAUUACAUUUUAAAGCACCAGUAUUUUACUGUACAGUAAACGUGGCAAAAUGCAACAUGCUUACAGUUUUUUGUGGCUUUGAAAAUAUUGAUAACUAUUGUAGAAUCAGUGCUACAUUGGGUGACCAUACUAGAGCUUGCCUCUCAUUUUUUCUUUCUUGGUGGUACUGGGAAUUGAACUCCGGGCCUUCAAACUGAGCUACAUCCCAGGCCCUGUUUUGUUUUGUUUUGUUUUGUUUUGUUUUGUUUUGUUUUGUUUUGUUUUGUUUUUUUUUGUGAUAGUCUCAUGAAGUCAUGAAGUGGGCUUGAACUUGUGAUCCUCCUGUUUCAGCCUCUAAGAAUGCUGGGAUUACAAAUGUAAGCCACUAUACCUUGCUGCUCAUUCUCAGUUUAACACUUACUAUCCCUGUAAUUAUUACUAGUGCUCAUUUUCCAUUUCAAGUAUCUCCAUUUGAAGAUGUAGUCUAGGAUUAUCCUAAUGAUAUGAUUAUAUGUUUCUUGAAGAAAAAUUUUCUGAGUCAUAAAUUUAAAAAUUUUACUUUCUCUUUAACGAGUGUUAUCAUGUAAAUUUUUAAAAACAUAGUUCUAUGCAAGUACUAAAUAUUUUUGUUGUUGUUGUUGUGGUGCUGAAGAUAAAAUCCAAGACCUUGCGUAUGCUAGCAAGUGCACUACUACUGAGCUAAACCCACAGCCCCUAUCUGUUUUUUGAUCUUUGAGUUUUAAUGAUCUUUGAGAUUAUAUCCCCUUUAAAAUAAUUGUUAAUGGAUAGAUGUAUUCUCAUUUGAAGAUCAUAUAGCCUGUUCAUUUGAGGACACACAUAUAGCCUUUUAUUGCCAAGUCUGGUCAGAGAGCAAUAGGCCAGGAGAAGUGAUAAUUUAGUAUUGUUUGUAAUUUCAUGAUUGACUCUGAAUACUUUGGGCAAACCAUGUAACCUUUCAGUGCCUCAGUUUCCUCAUUUGCAAAAUGAAGAAGAUACUUGCUAUUUCCCUACUGAUCCACCUCGCAAAACUAUUGUGAGGGAGUUGAACUGAGGUUUAUGUGUAGGAGUUUAGACAGAAGAAAGGUCACCCGUGCUAUGUCCCCUAGUGGGGACCUGAAGGUGUUGGGUGGGAAAAUGAUCUUUCCAGAAAGGGGUCCAGUUUCUUGUGGUCACAGAGAAGCUUACAAAUUCUCAAAGCAAAAACUCUUCCUGAAUUAAUUCAUCAAAAGUCCUGUGAAAAUCUUUUUUAGUAAUUGGUCUAGUAUUUGGGUUUACUUUGGAAUAUUUUUCUUAAGAAUAAUGUGUCUCAUCCAGUUUUGUCAUGAAACUUAGAUGCUAUUGUAAAAAAAGCAGAAAAAGAAAGAGAUUUUCCAGUUACUUUAAUAACUAACUUUUAUAGUGCCAUAGGUGAAAAUUGAUAGGAUGUAUAAAGGAAUGUUACUCUUUCCUUUAGUAUUAAUUUGUUUAUGGUUACAAUAAUUGAAGCACAUGUAUGUUUAUGUUACAGAUAUUAUAGAUUCCCUUUGACUUUUGAGUUAUUUCCAAAAUAAUUUUUGGUUAGUUCUGUGAUCCCAAGUCUUCAAAUUUUAAAGCAGUUUGUCUUAUAGAAUUUUAUAUGCAACUACAUAGGAAAGUUACUUUGCUGGAUAAAUUUGAGUUUGAAAGGCAUUGAUUUAACCCCUGAAGAUUAAGAGUUUAUUUCUAGGGAACUAAGUUAAUAUUUGUUAAACCUUAUGUAAAAAACUGUAUAUAAACAAAAAGUUUUCUAUUUUGAGAAGCUUAUUAACAUGUAAUGACAUCAAUUGUAAAAUAUUACUACUAAAUUCAUAUACUUUAUGUGCAAAGCGCAUUUCUUAAAGACUAUUUCUGGUAAUUACUUUUUGAUCUCUUUCUUACAUGAUAAUGAGUAUCUGAUUAGAGUUUUCUAAAUUAUUUUUCUAAAUAGUUGUUAAGCAAGGAAUUCAGUAAGCUAGUGAUUCAGAAUAACCAUUGCAGAAAGUAAUACUGACCUAUAAAUUUCAUGAAUCACUUGUAAAUUGCUAGUUAAUUUUUUAAUGACACAAAUAACUUACAAUCAAUAGAACAUUUUUGGUCAAAAACUUUUUUUUGGUUCAGUACUGAGGAUUGAACCUAGGGCCCUUGCACUGAGAUACAUCCCAUCCCUUUAAAAAUGUUUUUCCUUUAAGACAGUAUCUCACCAAGUUGCUAAGUUGCCUGGGCUGGGUUUGAACUUACAGUCCACCUAUCUCAGCCUCCCCAAAUGCCACUAUGUCUAGCUUAAAAAACAUUCUUAAGAAAUAAAAUAUAUAUCUAAUUAUUAAAAAUUAGCUCUCUUCCAGAUGAAUAGAGGGGCUUUCGAAUAAUUUCAUGGUACAAAAGGCCCUCUUUUUACAAAAGUGGAAGAAACUAAAUCAAAGGAUUACCUUUCCUUUUAUAAAGACUGGAUCAGAAUUUCAACAAUGCAAAAAUUCGAAGAGUAAUGCUGUUAUUUGAUUUGUUUUUUGCCUCGACUAUUCAUUUAAAUUAUCAAUCCUGAAAUUUAAGCAGAAUAUGUACCUAAGUUAAAUGUGGGUAGGAAUGUCAACCUAUAUGCUUUUAAAAAGUGUGUUUUAGCAUGUUAAUGAAGGAAUUUCAUUUAUGUUCAAUAGCAGACUUCAUUUUCAAUAUGUUUAAUAGUUUUAAGGAAUGUUCUUGGUGGCGUAUUGAUUACCAUAGUAAAGGAAAAAUACAUUCUCUGUAUUACAAUGCACACUGUUCAGUAAGAUAAAUUUUAUACUUGUGAUUUGAGUGGGCUAAGCCUGAAAAUCAGAAGGAUAACAGUAUAUUUGCACUAAAAGACAUGUUCCUGAGAAACCUUAGCAUACUCAAACUAUACUAGAUUGUACUAAAUGUUAAGAAGUAAAUGGAUUUAAGGUUUUGUCUUUCUUUUCUGCUGCUUUUGUCACUUCUUCCUUUCUUAUGCCUUCCUUUCUGAGACCUCUCUUUAUCAUAUGGCUUUCAAAGUGCUAAUAGAUUUUUCUUCUGUUUUGCAUGUACAGUUGUUUUUGAUGGGUAGUACAUUCAAAAGGAACUACAUCUGACUAUAAAUCCCACUACUAGUAAUAGUAGUAAUGUAUGUACUUAAUGUAAAGUAGUGAAACAGAUUGUGCUAGACAACCAAACCACAUCUGAAGGUAAAUGAAGUAUGCUGGGUUAGUAUGUUGUUACUUGGGUCACUAAGGAGGGCACGUCAAUGAAAUAAUUAUUUCAAUGUAAUGUUUUCCCUUAAAAAUAUAUUCCCCCAAAAGGGACAAAAACAUAUCCCAAACAUUUAGACCCUUGAGACCCCUUUUUUCAUAAAAGGAAUUCAUAAAUAAUAAUAUAUUAUUAAAAAUUCCCUUAGGAGUGUUGAAACAAUAUAAGAGGAUUACAGGAGGUUUUCUGAAAUAUGAAUACCUCUCUGUGUAGGUGUGCUUUCAACUCAGUGACUUUUUCCUCCCCAGAGACUUGAGAUACCAGGCCAAGUUACCCUUUCCAAGCUCCUAGAGACCAGACCCUAUGAGUCAUCAGCCCCAGUAGCUACCCCCUUCUCAUUGGACAGGGACUAUGUCUUACCUCUAAUUCCUUCCAUGCCAUGCCUGGUUUAACUAAAACUUUAUUUUUAUUUUCAAAGAUUUGAUCAUUGAGGUCAGCUGAGGCUUUG